Acanthochromis polyacanthus (spiny chromis) is the source of this 2447-nucleotide messenger RNA. RefSeq names its product electrogenic aspartate/glutamate antiporter SLC25A12, mitochondrial. Gene Ontology annotation, molecular function: L-aspartate transmembrane transporter activity; calcium ion binding; L-glutamate transmembrane transporter activity. Lineage: Eukaryota; Metazoa; Chordata; Actinopteri; Pomacentridae. Gene Ontology annotation, biological process: aspartate transmembrane transport; malate-aspartate shuttle; L-glutamate transmembrane transport. The record is from RefSeq and is a predicted model, not a curated record.
GACGUCACAUCCAGCAUGGCGGUCAAGGUGCAAGCAACAAAAAGAGGAGACCCCCAUGACUUGAAGGCUAUUUUUCUGAAGUAUGCCAGUGUGGGAGAUGGAGAGCAUUACAUGACCCCCAGGGACUUUGUGCAGAGCUACCUGGGUCCUGCACCACAGCCUCAACACAAUCCCAAAACUGUGGAGCUGAUAGCUGGAGUGGCUGACACCACUAAAGAUGGAUUGAUCUCUUUCCAGGAGUUUCUGGCCUUUGAAUCAGUACUAUGUGCCCCGGAUGCCAUGUUCAUAGUUGCCUUUCAGUUGUUUGACAAGACUGGCACAGGGAACAUCUCAUUUGAAAAUGUACGAGACAUCUUCAGCCAGACGACAGUUCAUCACCAACAUUCCCUUCAACUGGGACGUGAGUUCAUCAGGCUACACUUUGGCCACGAAAGAAACAAGAACCUCAGCUACAAGUUCACUCAGUUUCUGCAGGAGCUGCAGUUAGAGCACGCUCGCCAGGCGUUUGCGCAAAAAGACAAGAACAAAAGUGGCACCAUCACUGCCUUGGACUUCAGCGACAUCAUGGCCACCAUCAGACACCACAUGCUGACUCCAUUUGUUGAGGAGAAUCUGGUUUCAGCUGCAGGAGGCAGCACCUCCCACAUGGUGAGCUUCUCCUACUUCAAUGCCUUCAAUGCCCUCCUCAACAACAUGGAGCUGGUUCGCAAGAUUUACAGCACCCUGGCCGGCACGCACAGAGACACUCUUGUUACCAAAGAGGAGUUUGUUCAUGCUGCAAAUAAGUUUGGUCAGAUCACUCCCAUGGAGAUUGACAUCCUGUACCAGCUGGUCGGUCUCCACUCCCACUCUGGGCGGCUGAACCACGCAGACAUCGAGAGGAUAGCCCCGCUGGAGGAAGGAGCCAUGCCAUACCACCUAGCAGACGCCCAUAGACAGCACGCUCACGAAACGUCUCGGUCCGUCUGGCUCCAGGCUGCAGAGUCUGCCUACAGGUUUACUCUGGGCUCAAUCGCUGGAGCCACCGGUGCCACGGCUGUGUACCCCAUCGACCUGGUGAAGACACGCAUGCAGAACCAGCGCUCCACAGGCUCCUUCGUAGGAGAGCUGAUGUACAAGAACAGCUUCGACUGCGCAAAGAAGGUGCUCCGCUAUGAGGGCUUCUUUGGAUUUUACAGAGGUCUCCUCCCGCAGCUCAUUGGCGUUGCCCCGGAGAAAGCUAUCAAACUCACGAUGAAUGAUUUUGUCAGAGACAAGUUCACCAGACAAGAUGACACCAUCCCUCUUCCUGCAGAGAUUCUGGCUGGUGGAUGUGCUGGAGCUUCCCAGGUGAUUUUCACCAAUCCUCUGGAGAUCGUUAAGAUCCGUCUGCAGGUGGCUGGAGAGAUCACUACGGGCCCCAGGGUCAGUGCCCUGAAUGUUGUCAGAGACCUGGGCUUCUUUGGCCUCUACAAGGGAGCCAAAGCUUGCUUCCUGCGUGACAUCCCCUUCUCGGCCAUCUACUUCCCUGUUUAUGCCCACACUAAGGAGAGGCUGGCAGAUGAGGACGGACAGCUGGGGGCAGUGCAGCUGCUCACCGCUGGAGCUAUUGCAGGUGUGCCGGCCGCUUCGCUGGUGACCCCUGCCGAUGUCAUCAAGACCAGGCUCCAGGUGGCGGCUCGAGCAGGCCAGACGACAUACAAUGGAGUCAUCGACUGUUUCAGGAAGAUCCUCAAGGAGGAAGGUUUCAGGGCAUUUUGGAAAGGAGCAGGAGCUCGUGUCUUCAGAUCGUCGCCACAGUUUGGUGUCACCCUGGUGACCUAUGAGCUGCUACAGAGAUGGUUCUACGUAGACUUUGGAGGACAUCGUCCUGCUGGCUCUGAGCCCACUCCCAAACCCACGAUUGAGGACUUGCCCUCUGUGACUGCAGACCACAUGGGCGGCUACCGUCUGGCUGCUGCAACCUUUGCUGGCGUGGAGAGAAAGUUUGGUCUGCACCUGCCAAAGUUCAAGCCUUCCGGAGAGGCAACAAUCAAACCAGCGGCGUCCAAAACGGAGCCUCAAGCCUCAUAAACCGUCAUGAGGGCUGCAUGCUGUUCCAGUCCUCAUGUUUCCUCCAAAAAUGGUUUUACUGAUCCACUGCUGUUUCAAUUCGGUGCAUCUGAGCGGUUGUCUUACUUAAAAUGCUGCAUGAGUAUGGCUUUGUUGAAUUUUCUUUGCAUUGCUUGCACAAUUUUACUGUACAUAUUGUACUUCUCUACAGAGGGACAUUAUGGCAUCGCAAAAAGGAUUGUUACUGCGUUUUUCUGGUGUGCAAUAGCUUCGGUGUGCAUGUGUCGGUUACAUUUAAGAGACACGAGGAUGUACAGAUAUUUUCAAAGUAUUUAUUUUGAAAUCAUGACCAGGGACUUGGGAAAUAAUUUAAAUGUAUUUAUUGUAUUUUAUUGAAAUAAAUCAUUCAAACUGUU